AUUUCUUAGCAUCUGAGGAGCCCUGCUUGGGAGAGCAACUCUGACUCCUUUGGGAAGAACCUAUGAUUAUAGAAGGUUCAUCUGGUUGGCAGAUGGAUGCGAAAUGCCUUUGAGUUUCAUGGGAAGCUCACAGAAGACUGUGAAAUGGCACCAGUGGAGACGUUCAGUGGCAGGUAGGAGUAUGCAGGUGCGCCAGAUCAAACCUGAUACCUUGGUCCCCCUUCACCUCCACCCCCAACCUGCAAUCCCUUCUUGAGCCAGCCGGCCAUCCACUGAGCCAUUCUAACAGGACACUACCACCAGGAUGCCACCAAAAAAAGUGAAAAUCCAAGUGGAGGAAAAAGAAGAGGAUACUGAGGAAAGCUCAAGUGAAGAAGAGGAAGAUAAACUACCUAGGAGAGAGAGCUUGAGACCAAAGAGGAAACGGAAGAGAGAUGUUAUCAAUGAGGAUGACCCAGAACCUGAACCAGAAGAUGAAGAAACAAGGAAAGCAAGAGAGAAAGAAAGGAGAAGAAGGUUGAGAAGAGGAGCAGAGGAAGAAGAAGAAAUUGACCAGGAAGAAUUGGAAAGAUUGAAGGCAGAGUUAGAUGAGAAGAGACAAAUGAUUGCUACUGUCAAAUGUAAACCUUGGAAAAUGGAGAAGAAAAUUGAAGUUCUCAAGGAAGCAAAAAAAUUUGUGAGUGAAAACGAAGGGGCUCUUGGGAAAGGACAAGGAAAAAAGUGGUUUGCAUUUAAGAUGAUGAUGGCCAAGAAAUGGGCCAAAUUUCUCCGUGAUUUUGAGAACUUCAAAGCUGCUUGUGUUCCAUGGGAAAACAAAAUCAAGGCAAUUGAAAGUCAGUUUGGCUCAUCAGUGGCCUCCUACUUCCUCUUCCUGAGAUGGAUGUAUGGAGUAAAUAUGGUUCUUUUUAUCCUGACAUUCAGCCUGAUCAUGCUGCCUGAGUACCUCUGGGGUUUGCCAUAUGGCAGCUUACCCAGGAAAACAGUCCCAAGAGCUGAAGAAGCUUCAGCGGCCAACUUUGGCGUGUUGUAUGACUUCAACGGUCUGGCACAAUAUUCCGUCCUCUUUUAUGGCUAUUAUAACAAUAAACGAACGAUCGGAUGGCUGAACUUCAGGCUGCCACUGUCUUAUUUCCUGGUGGGGAUUAUGUGCAUCGGAUACAGCUUUCUGGUUGUCCUCAAAGCGAUGACCAAAAAUAUCGGUGACGAUGGAGGUGGGGAUGACAAUACUUUCAACUUCAGCUGGAAGGUUUUCUGUAGCUGGGACUACCUCAUAGGUAAUCCUGAAACAGCUGACAACAAAUUUAAUUCCAUCACUAUGAACUUCAAGGAAGCUAUAACAGAAGAAAGAGCAGCCCAAGUAGAAGAAAACGUCCAUCUGAUCAGAUUCCUGAGAUUUCUUGCUAACUUCUUUGUGUUUCUGACACUGGGUGCCAGUGGCUACCUCAUCUUUUGGGCUGUGAAGAGAUCCCAGGAAUUUGCACAGCAAGAUCCUGACACCCUAGGGUGGUGGGAAAAAAAUGAAAUGAACAUGGUUAUGUCUCUCCUGGGGAUGUUCUGUCCAACAUUGUUUGACUUAUUUGCUGAAUUGGAAGAUUAUCAUCCUCUCAUUGCUCUGAAAUGGCUUCUGGGACGCAUUUUUGCUCUUCUUUUAGGCAACUUGUAUGUUUUUAUUCUUGCUCUGAUGGAUGAGAUAAACAACAAGAUUGAAGAAGAGAAGCAUGUGAAAGCCAAUAUCACACUCUGGGAGGCCAACAUGAUCAAGGCUUACAAUGCAUCCCUCACAGGGAAUACCACUGGGCCCCCCUUUUAUGUGCAUCCUGCAGAUGUGCCACGAGGACCCUGUUGGGAAACAAUGGUGGGACAGGAAUUUGUGCGGCUGACUGUGUCUGAUGUUCUGACUACUUAUGUCACAAUCCUUAUUGGUGACUUCCUCCGAGCGUGUUUUGUAAGGUUUUGCAAUUAUUGCUGGUGCUGGGAUUUGGAAUAUGGAUAUCCUUCGUACACAGAAUUUGAUAUCAGUGGCAACGUCCUUGCUUUAAUCUUCAAUCAAGGCAUGAUCUGGAUGGGCUCCUUCUUUGCUCCUAGCCUCCCAGGCAUCAAUAUCCUCCGACUCCACACGUCCAUGUACUUCCAGUGCUGGGCUGUGAUGUGCUGCAAUGUUCCUGAAGCCAGGGUCUUCAAAGCUUCCAGAUCAAACAAUUUCUACCUGGGCAUGUUGCUGCUCAUCCUUUUCCUGUCCACCAUGCCUGUCCUCUACAUGAUCGUGUCUCUCCCACCAUCUUUUGACUGUGGUCCUUUCAGUGGCAAAAACAGAAUGUUUGAAGUCAUCGGUGAGACUCUGGAGAAUGACUUCCCAAGCUGGCUGGCAAAAAUUUUGAGACAGCUCUCUAAUCCGGGACUGGUCAUUGCUAUCAUUCUGGUGAUGGUAUUGACCAUCUAUUAUCUCAAUGCUACUGCCAAGGGCCAGAAGGCAGCAAAUCUGGACCUGAAGAAGAAGAUGAAACUGCAAGCUUUGGAGAACAAGAUGCGAAACAAGAAGAUGGCAGCUGCACGAGCAGCUGCAGCUGCUGGUGGGCAGUAA
Molecule: messenger RNA, 2581 nt
Organism: Perognathus longimembris pacificus (Pacific pocket mouse)
Lineage: Eukaryota; Metazoa; Chordata; Mammalia; Rodentia; Heteromyidae
Gene: Tmc1
Product: transmembrane channel like 1
Exons: 22
Coding region: 305-2581 (758 amino acids)
Biological process (GO): detection of mechanical stimulus involved in sensory perception of sound; vestibular reflex
Cellular component (GO): plasma membrane
Molecular function (GO): mechanosensitive monoatomic ion channel activity
Source: RefSeq, a predicted model, not a curated record